Tupaia belangeri chinensis (Chinese tree shrew) is the source of this 2103-nucleotide messenger RNA. It is a transcript of the gene GJA5, whose product is annotated as gap junction protein alpha 5. Gene Ontology annotation, biological process: heart development; atrial cardiac muscle cell to AV node cell communication by electrical coupling; cell-cell signaling. Gene Ontology annotation, cellular component: connexin complex. Bases 137 to 1213 code for a protein of 358 amino acids. Lineage: Eukaryota; Metazoa; Chordata; Mammalia; Scandentia; Tupaiidae. The record is from RefSeq and is a predicted model, not a curated record. The transcript is spliced from 2 exons. Gene Ontology annotation, molecular function: gap junction channel activity involved in atrial cardiac muscle cell-AV node cell electrical coupling.
GAGGAACAACUGACAGGCUCAAGAGCAAAGACUGGUGGGCAGUUGGAGAAGAGGCAGCCAGAACUGCAAGGAGCAGAGGAAUUCCAGGAAGGUGAAGCGGCAGAAGUCUUGGUGUCCAUCCCCUGGCUGAGCCAAGAUGGGUGACUGGAGCUUCCUGGGAGAAUUUCUGGAAGAAGUACACAAGCACUCCACGGUGAUCGGCAAAGUCUGGCUCACUGUGCUCUUCAUAUUCCGCAUGCUGGUGCUGGGCACGGCCGCCGAGUCUUCCUGGGGGGAUGAGCAGGCUGACUUUCAGUGUGAUACGAUGCAGCCCGGCUGUGAGAACGUCUGCUACGACCAGGCCUUCCCCAUCUCCCACAUUCGCUACUGGGUGCUGCAGAUCAUCUUCGUGUCCACACCCUCGCUGUUGUACAUGGGCCAUGCCAUGCACACCGUCCGCAUGCAGGAGAAGCGGAAGCUACGUGAGGCCGAGAGGGCCAAGGAGGUCCGGGGUGCUGGCUCUUACGAGUACCCAGUGGUGGAGAAGACAGAACUGUCUUGCUGGGAGGAAGUGAAUGGCAAGAUUGUCCUCCAGGGCACUCUGCUCAACACCUACGUCUGCAGCAUCCUGAUCCGCACCACCAUGGAGGUGGCUUUCAUCGUGGGCCAGUACCUCCUCUAUGGGAUCUUCCUGAGCACUCUGCAUGUCUGCCGCAGGAGUCCCUGUCCCCACCCGGUCAACUGUUAUGUAUCCAGGCCCACGGAGAAGAAUGUCUUCAUUGUCUUUAUGCUGGCUGUGGCCGCACUGUCCCUCUUCCUCAGCCUGGCUGAACUCUACCACCUGGCUUGGAAGAAGAUCAGACAGCGGUUUGUCAAGUCGAGGCAGAGCAUGGCUGAGUGCCGUCUUCCUGGCCCCUCUGCGGGCAUAGUCCAGAAUUGCACCCCACCUCCCGACUUCAGUCAGUGCCUGGACAAUGGCCCUGGGGGGAAAUUCUUUAACCCCUUCAGUAAUAAUACGGCCUCCCAGCAGAACACAGACAACCUGGCCACUGAGCAAGUGCAGGGCCAGGAGCAGAUUCCCAUGGAGGGUUUCAUUCACGUUCGUUAUGGCCAGAAGCCUGAGGUGCCCAAUGGAGCCUCACCAGGCCCUCGUCUUCCCCAUGGCUACCAUAGCGACAAGCGCCGUCUUAGCAAGGCCAGCAGCAGGGCCAGGUCAGAUGACCUAUCAGUGUGACCCUCCAUCGUGGGAGGACCAGGACCAGUACCAGGACCAGGACCAGGUGGGAACCACUCAGGGUCAGAAGAAGGAAGAUGUGUCUCUUCUGAUCUCAUUCUCUCAUUCUCAUCACUGCUCUACUCCUUUGGACCCUGGGUUUCAGUGGCAAUACUGAGCGUGGCAUUACUGGACACAGCUGCUGAGUUCCAGGUGGGCCCUGUGAGUGUCAGAGACAUGGCUACCCAACCAGCCUGCUCUCCCCUCCCCAUCCUCUACCCAGAAUACUUGGUGAACCCUUUCAGAUUACUGGUUGAGAAGGCAAAGGGAGGAAGGAAGCCAUGGCCAAAUCUGACCUGAAAGGGUAGCUGUAUGAAUCGAAUGACUUCUACAUAGCAGCAGCACACCAGAGGGGUUCUUCAGGUCCCUGUGGCUUCUAUGAUCUGAUCACCUUCCCUUCCUAAGCCUGAAGUUACCAGCCGACAAAGAGCAUGAAUCAGAGCAUGAAUCAAGGAGCUUACGUAGAUGUGCUCUUAAUUCUGUCUCCAUGAGCUAUUCCUUGGAGUAAUGGUGAGUGGUCCUUGGGACACCAUUGGCUACCCCUUCCUCUACCCAGUCUUAUAAAGGGGUCCUUGGAACUUGGCCAACAGCUUCAUCUUUACCGGUGCCUUGUUACUGUAUUUACCUCUGGCAAAUGUCCCGCCAUGGUGAUGUAUCCUCUCCUUCUGCCAGGGUGUACAAGCAGCACAUGUGGGUGCCAGCUCCUCUAGAGAGUCCCUGUACAGAGUCCACCGGAAUUCCCGCUACCACCUGUCAUCCUGCAACUCCUUUACAGUUCAGCUCGAUGAUAGAAACCAUCUCUUCCCUUCCUCCCUUGGUCACCCAGCACGCCCCUAAAGAACUUAUCAACA